Molecule: messenger RNA, 852 nt
Organism: Pocillopora damicornis (cauliflower coral)
Lineage: Eukaryota; Metazoa; Cnidaria; Anthozoa; Scleractinia; Pocilloporidae
Product: BTB and MATH domain-containing protein 38
Molecular function (GO): protein binding
Source: RefSeq, a predicted model, not a curated record
UCGAGUCAAACUAAAACUUGUACCGUCAACAGUCUCAAAUUUGCCUUUGCAAGGUAUGGACCUGUUUAACACUGGAGAUCAGCUGCCAAAGUUUUCUGAGCCUUGGAAUUUUAGUGACGCUGUAUUGGUGGUAGAGGACAAGCGAUUUCAUGUGCACAGAUCCAUUCUGGCUAUCAGCUCACCUGUGUUCAACACAAUGUUCCAGUCAGGCUUUAAAGAAGCCACAUCAACUGAAAUUCCCCUCCCUGGGAAGAAGGCAGAAAAAAUUUAUGAAUUACUGUGUAUGAUAUAUCCAUUCCCUCUACAGAUUUCUGAUCAGCACGAUGUAAGAAGCCUUUUGGAGUUGUCCCGAGAAUACCAGAUAAGUAAACUAACUUCUCGCUGCGAGGAGCGUCUCUUACAGAAACAAAGCUCUGUUGAGCUGGUGAUCCUGGCGCAGGAAUUCUCGCUGAAGCGGCUGCUUGAAAAAUGCUUGGCCUCCCUCGCAAGAAUGAACUUUCAAGAGCUCAAGAACUGUCCAAAUUUCGACAACAUAGAAGCGGAGAAUCUAGUUUGCCUCUUAAAUAAUCAUCUUCGCUGGCUUAAGGAACAGCAUGCCCGUGAAAUUAGGCAACUGAGGGAACAAUUUUUGAAAGAGAAAGGCCGAGCCCUGGAGAUCGCUAACGAGCUGAACAGUUGUUGGGGAUAUAACAAACUGCCAAUCAGAGGUUGCGCAUGCGCAUCGUAUACCAAGUCAUGUGACAACUGUUGCACAGUCUUAGAAAAAUUUGUCAAGACAAAAUGCGGCGAACUUAUCGAGGCAUUGCAACAGAACGUGUAGAUUGAGGAAGUUAUUGUGGAACUCGAAGCUUU